AUGACUUCCGCCUACAGUCCAGACCAGAUAUCUCAAUAUCUGAACUUCAUUGACCUCCCCCAGCAAUGGCAUCCUUCCGCCAAGCCCUCCCUGACCCUCGACUACCUCACCAUCCUACAUAUCCACCAGAUCUCAACAAUCCCUUACGAGAAUCUCUCAUUGCACUACGCCAAGGACAAGAAAGUCGACCUCAACCCCCAAGUCCUUUUCCAUAAAUUUCUGAGCCGCAAGCGAGGCGGCUACUGCAUGGAGACCAGCAUAUUCUACUAUCACAUCCUGCGUGCUCUCGGCUUCCAGGUGUAUACUGCGGGGGUGAGGAUACGCUUGAGGAAUGAGGGAAGGCCGUACGGGAAGUAUAUUGGGUGGGUCCACGUCGUGAAUAUAGUCACCCUGCCUGACGGCACGAAAUACAUGAUUGAUGUCGGCUUCGGUGGAGAUGGCGCCACCAAGCCCUUACCUCUCAUUCACGGCCACGUAGAACACAACCUCGGCACGCAAGAUGUCCGGCUGGUGCUCCAACCUAUUCCAGAUCAGGUCGACCAGUCGAAGCCGCUGUGGAUCUACCAGUAUCGAAAUUCGCCAGAAGAUGACUGGAACUCAUACUACGCUUUUCCCGAGGUCGAGUUCCUGGAAGUCGAGUUCGGGAUCUUGAACUACUGGACGAGCACGAGCCCGGAUAGCUUUCAGACGACUAGUAUGCUGGUGGUGAAAUUUCAGCGGGACGGUGAUCAGAUUGUGGGGAAGCGGAUGCUGUUCAAUCAUUUGGUGAAAGAGAAUCCGGGCGGGAAGACGAGGCUUGUCCAGGAGUUGAAGACGGAAGAGGAGAGAGUCGAGGCAUUGAAGGUUUGGUUUGGGCUGGCGCUGACGGGGGAAGAGCAGCGAGGCAUUAGAGGCCAUAUCACCGAGCUGGGACGAGGCAAACAGUGA
This is a messenger RNA of Cyphellophora attinorum, 927 nucleotides long. Its product is annotated as Arylamine N-acetyltransferase. The transcript has 2 exons. Bases 1 to 927 code for a protein of 308 amino acids. The record is from RefSeq and is a predicted model, not a curated record. NCBI's taxonomy places the organism in Eukaryota, Fungi, Ascomycota, Eurotiomycetes, Chaetothyriales, Cyphellophoraceae. Gene Ontology annotation, molecular function: acetyltransferase activity.